Molecule: messenger RNA, 240 nt
Organism: Schistosoma rodhaini
Lineage: Eukaryota; Metazoa; Platyhelminthes; Trematoda; Strigeidida; Schistosomatidae
Source: the annotation of a GenBank genome assembly
AUGAAUGAUAAACCACGUAGGAUUCCUUUAAGUUUUGUAAAUGCGGUUUUGACGAAAGCCUAUUUACAUUAUGCACAUUACUAUUUUACCAGUCCUUCGACCUUGAUGUUGGCAAAGUUUGAGUUACCCAAUCACGGCUUUGAUGAGUCCUCACGUGUUUGUGUCACAAAUUGUCCUCGGUGUUUAAGAUCAAACCGUAUUGCUAUUAGAAAAGGCUCAUCGACUUUUGGAAAGCAGUGA